CUCAGUCGUGACUCAAGCCCACAAAGAUAUGACACUUGAUCAGUUUGAAUGAGGCCAACCUGGACACCAAAUUGCUACCGAAGUCCAGCUACUCACCUCUAUUUAAUCCUUUGGCUUUGGGGGGCUGGUUGGACCCAAGCCAUCUUGAGGAACUCUAGCCUGAGAACCCAGAGGAAAAAACUCUGUCGCAAAUCCAGCAUCAAAAUUGGGCCGCAACAUUGACACCGCCGCUGGCGGGCUUUGCGUUAAUCUCGCCAAGCCGACUACAAACCUACGUACCGUAGGUACCUUAAGGCGGCUACGGGUAGACAAGUACCCAGUGCCGACCCAUCUCCAGAUAUCGCUCUCUGGCAGACGAGAUCUGCGGAACUGGGCCAAGGAAGAGAACAGGUCACGAACGAACAGAGCAAAUCUCAAAAUGCCUGUGGCAAGCCCUGAAAAACUGGCACAGCUCCAGCAGCAUGCCGACAACAUCAGGAAUAUCUGUAUUCUUGCACAUGUGGACCAUGGGAAGACGUCUCUCACAGACGCUCUACUGGCCACCAAUGGCAUCAUAUCGCCCAAGCUAGCCGGGAAGAUUCGCUAUCUGGACUCGCGUCCCGACGAACAGACCAGGGGUAUCACUAUGGAGUCCUCCGCCAUCUCUCUACUCUUUUCAAUGGUCAGGAGAAACGGCCCGGACCAGGAGCCCAAGCCCAACGACUACUUGAUCAACCUUAUCGACUCACCCGGCCAUAUCGACUUCAGCAGCGAGGUGUCGACGGCCUCCCGUCUGUGCGACGGGGCAGUCGUUCUAGUCGAUGCAGUUGAGGGCGUCUGUAGUCAGACAGUCACCGUCUUGCGUCAAACCUGGAUCGAGAAGCUAAGGCCUCUGCUCGUCAUCAACAAGAUCGACCGCCUCGUGACCGAGCUCAAAAUGACACCAUCCGAGGCCUACAUCCACCUUAGCAAAAUCCUCGAGCAGGUCAAUGCCGUGCUCGGAAGCUUCUUCCAGGGCGAGCGCAUGGAGGACGACCUCAACUGGCGCGAGAGGAUAGACCAGCGCGUUGCCGCCGCCGCGGCAUCCAAGGAGGCCGAGCUUGCGGACAUGCUUGACGAUGCCACUGAUUUGGACUUUGAGGAGAAGGACGACGGGGACCUAUACUUCGCCCCUGAAAAGAACAACGUCAUCUUUGCCAGCGCCAUCGACGGCUGGGCCUUUACCGUACGCCAGUUUGCCGCACUCUACGAGAAGAAGCUGGGGAUCAAGCGCAACCUGAUGGAGAAGGUCCUCUGGGGCAACUUCUAUCUCGACCCAAAGACCAAAAAGGUCCUUGGACAAAAGCACCUCCGAGGCCGAGCACUGAAGCCAAUGUUUGUCCAGCUCGUGCUCGAGCAGGUCUGGGCCGUCUACAGCGCUACCACAGGCGGAGACUCGGGCCGAGGGGACACUGCCCUGCUCGAGAAGAUCACCAAGUCUCUGGCUAUCACGGUCCCUCCGCACAUCCUGCGUGCAAGAGAUCCCCGCCUGCUGCUAACCACAGUUUUUGCCUCUUGGCUGCCGCUUUCCGUCGCGCUCCUUGUCUCAGUUGUUGAAUCGCUCCCGUCGCCGCGGGCCGCGCAGGCAGAUCGCCUACCGGAGCUGCUGCGGUCGUCGCCUGGCGCCGAGCACAUCGACGCCGCGGUUCGUGACGCCAUGGUGUCCUUCAAGACGUCAGAGUCGGUUCCGGUGGUGGCGUACGUGAGCAAGAUGGUCUCGAUGCCCGCGAGCGAGCUUCCUGAGAACAAGAGACGGAACGGAACGCUCAGCCCCGAGGAGGCGCGAGAUCUCGCCAGACGAAAGCGAGCAGAGGCUGCCCGGGCCCAGGCCGCUGCUGCCAGCGAUGACACUGUCAGUGGCCUUGUAGAAACGUUCGGCACGACAGGCUUAGGAGGUCCGGCCGACCCGGAGCCUGAACCCGAGGCGGAGCCUGAGCAUCUGAUAGGGUUCGCCCGGAUAUACUCGGGCUCCCUCUCGGUUGGGGACAGCAUCUAUGUUCUUCCGCCGAAGUUCUCGCCGGCGACCCCGCACUCGAGCCCCCAGCCACAGAAGGUGACUGUCGAAGCCCUGUACAUGCUCAUGGGACGCAGUCUCGAGAGCCUAAACACGGUGCCUGCGGGCGUGGUGUUCGGCAUCCGGGGCUUGCAGGGCUCUGGAAUCCUGAAGUCGGGGACGCUGUGCAGCAGGCUCGAGGGCGCCGUCAACCUCGCUGGUGUUGGUGCUGCCGUUGGCCGGCCAAUCGUGCGUGUUGCCCUUGAGCCGGUGAACCCGGGAGAUCUGGACAAGAUGAUCGCCGGGCUGAAGCUCCUCGUCCAGAGCGAUCCCUGCGCCGAGUACGAGCACUUCUCCAGUGGCGAGCACGUACUCCUCACCGCGGGGGAGCUGCACCUCGAGCGGUGCCUGACAGACCUGCGCGAGCGCUUUGCCAGGUGCGAUGUCCAGGCCGGCGCUCCGAUCGUGCCGUACCGCGAGACCAUCGUCCGGGCCGAGGAGAUGCGCCCUCCGGCCAAUAAGGACCUGGGAAGAGGCGUCGUCGUCACGACGACCAGCUCCAAGCAGAUCACCGUCAAGCUGAGGGUCAGCCCGUUGCCCGGAGACGUGACAGACUUCAUCUCUAAGAACAGCGCCACCAUCAAGCGCAUGUCUUCCGACCCAGGCACAAGCAGCGACGCAGCCGCGCAGGACGUUAGCAGCGCUCAGGAGGCAGACAGCACGAGCGGCGAGGCCGGCGACGAGCACGUGGCCGAGGCCAAGGAGACCAUAUCCCCGGACGAGUUCAAGGCCCGUCUGCAGGCCCUGCUCGAGGACGGGAAGGCCCGCGACGCAUGGAAGAACACGGUCGACCGGAUAGCCGCCUUCGGCCCGAGGCGGACGGGGCCCAACAUCCUGGUCGACGGCACCUCCGGCGGGUUCCUGCAGCGGGUCUUCGCAGCAGAAAGGGGCGGCAGCGGCGGCGGUAGGCCGGCCGACCCCGCGGCCGAUGAGCGGCUGAGCGCGGCGCACUUCUCGGACAAGAUCACGUACGCGUUCCAACUGGCCACGGCCCAGGGCCCGCUCUGCGGCGAGCCCGCGCAGGGCCUCGCCGUCACAAUCGAGGACGUAGAGCUCUCGGCGGCCGACGACGACGGGACGCCCGCCCGCGACAGCCUGGGCCGCCUGACGGGCGAGGUGAUCAAGGCCGUGCAGCAGUCGGUCCACAAGGGCUUCCUGGACUGGUCGCCCCGCCUGAUGCUGGCCAUGUACUCGUGCGAGAUCCAAGCGAGCACCGAGGUCCUCGGGCGCGUGUACGACGUCAUCACCCGGCGGAGGGGCCACGUCCUGUCCGAGGCCAUGAAGGAGGGCACACCCUUCUUCACCAUCCAGGCCCUGCUCCCCGUCGCCGAGUCGUUCGGGUUCGCCGACGACAUGCGCAAGCGCACCAGCGGCGCCGCCCAGCCCCAGCUCAUAUUCACGGGCUUCCAGGUCCUGGACGAGGACCCCUUCUGGGUCCCCUUCACCGAGGACGACCUCGAGGACCUCGGCGAGUUUGGCGACCGCGAAAACGUCGCCAAGAGGUACAUGGACGGCGUGAGGCGCCGCAAGGGCCUCCUCGUCGAGGGCCGCAACGUCGCGACGGACGCCGAGAAACAGAAGACGCUCAAGCGUUGAUACACAUGUCGAUAGUCUGUUUAGAUAGAUACUGCAUUUCAAAUGUUAGCCGGGUCACUGAUCUGGCUCAGGACCAGCCAGCCUCAGGUCACAAGAGUAGCCAGCGGACAGACAAGUAUCUUGCCAGAACGAGAUUUUCGAAUUGCCUAUGCUAUAAUCAUCUCC
Molecule: messenger RNA, 3832 nt
Organism: Gaeumannomyces tritici R3-111a-1
Lineage: Eukaryota; Fungi; Ascomycota; Sordariomycetes; Magnaporthales; Magnaporthaceae
Product: elongation factor 2
Exons: 4
Coding region: 419-3667 (1082 amino acids)
Biological process (GO): cytosolic ribosome assembly
Cellular component (GO): cytosol; ribonucleoprotein complex
Molecular function (GO): GTP binding; ribosome binding; GTPase activity
Source: RefSeq, a predicted model, not a curated record